AUGAAGCAUACGAAUUUGGACUGGGGCCCAAAGCCAUUUAGGAUUUUUGAUUGUUGGCUGAAGGAUCCUUCCUUUAAACAGUGUGUAGAAAAGAGUUGGAAGGAGUCUAAUGGGCAUAGGUGGGGGGCAUAUAUUCUCAAGGAAAAACUUAAGAGACUUAGGCUGGAUAUUAAGGAAUGGUCUAGGAAAGAGUUUAAGGACCCUAAGGUCACAUUAAAUAAUAUUGUGGAGGAGAUAGGAAAGCUUGAUGAAUUAGAUGAGAGGGGUGUGCUUGAUGAAGCUGGAAGGGUUAGAAGGAAAGAAUUAAGUGUAGGUGAAAAGGAUAGAGACUCACUAGUUAAAAAGUUUGAAAUGGAAGAAAUAAAGAAUGCAGUAUGGGAAUGUGAGGGUAGUAAGUGUCCGGGGCCCGAUGGUUUUAAUUUUAAUUUCAUCAAAGGGAAUUGGGACUUGUUCAAACCUGAAAUCUGUAGGGUAUUAGAAGAAUUUUGGGAACAUGCUAAACUACCAAGAGGGUGUAAUCCUUCUUUUGUGACUCUUGUUCCUAAGGUGGAGGCACCCGCGGGGUUAAAUGAUUAUCGACCAAUCUCAUUGAUUGGUUGCAUGUAUAAGAUUAUAGCUAAAGUUUUAGCGUGUAGGCUUAGAGGGGUUAUAGGAUCAGUAAUAGAAGAAACUCAGUUUGCGUUUGUCGGGGGUAGAAACAUGCUAGAUGGGGUAGUUAUUGCAAACGAGAUUGUGGACGAAGCCAAAAGAGAGAAAAAACCCUGUUGUAUUUUUAAGAUAGAUUUCGAAAAGGCCUAUGAUUCAGUGGACAGGGAUUUUCUAUACUAUAUGCUCAACAGGUUUGGUUUUGGUGAGAGAUGGAUCCGGUGGAUGAGAUGUUGUGUGGAAUCAGGUUCAGUCUCAAUCCUUGUCAACGGCAGCCCCACUGAGGAAUUUAUAAUGCAUAAGGGGCUUAGGCAAGGCGACCCCUUAGCGCCCUUCCUAUUUCUAAUCGUUGCGGAAGGUUUGGGGGGUUUGGUGAAAAAGGCAGUAAAUCUGAUCAUGUUUAAAGGGUAUAAGGUGGGGUCAAAUAAUGUGCAAAUCUCCCAUCUGCAAUUUGCAGAUGAUACAUUAAUUAUAGGUGAGGUGGAUGCUGGAAAUGUACUUGUAAUGAAAAGGUAUAUUGAGCUUAUCUCGGGGCUUAAAGUGAACUUUUGUAAGAGCAAACUGGCAGUAAUAGGGGCACCAGAACCUGUUCUGUGGAGAAUCCCUAUCUCUGUGGCAAAUAAACUAACAUCAUUACAAAGGAAUUUCUUAUGGGGAGGGUGUGAGGAAGAGAAAAAGAUAUCUUGGGUAAAAUGGGAGAAAUUAUGUUAUCCAAAGGAGAGAGGGGGGUUGGGAAUUAAAGAUAUUCUUGGUUUUAAUGGGGCCUUAUUAGGAAAAUGGAGGUGGAGGCUAUUAGUAGAGAGAGGGUGCCUAUGGUGGAAUGUGUUGGCGUCAAGGUACGGGGAGGUGAGUGAUCUCAGCAACCAUGGGCUAUUCAAGAAGGGGUCUAUAUGGUGGAGGGAUUUGGGGAAGGUUAGUGAGGGGGGAGGUAAUGGGGGAUGGUUUGUGAGUGGGGUGAGAAGGAAGAUUGGGAUAGGUCAUGACAUAAAAUUCUGGAAAGAGUGUUGGGUGGGGAGUCAAUCCUUAGAAAAUAAAUUUCAGAGGCUGUAUAAUAUUUCAGAUCAACAGCAGAUGUGCGUUGCUGAAAUGGGGUGUUGGGUAGAGGGUAGGUGGGAUUGGAGAUUCUUAUGGAGGUGUUCCUUCUUUGAGUGGGAGAAGAGUCUUUUCUCUGAUUUGAUGCAGGUAAUUAGCUCAGUUUCCCUGUCAAGAAAUUCAAGUGAUGGCUGGCAAUGGCUAAGGGAUCCUGCUGGUGUUUAUUCGGUUAAGUCUGCAUACACCUCAAUCAUGGCUUCAGAUGGAAGAGAAAUGGAUGAUAUUGAAUCUAACUUCUUUAAAGAGGUCUGGUGUAACUCUGUACCCUCAAAGGUAGCUGCUACGGGUUGGAAGAUAGGACUCCAAAGGAUGCCAACAAUGGACAACUUGAUCAAGAGAGGUUUGGUGAUUCAUAGUAACAACUCUGGUCAGUGCGUCUUCUGUAGAGAUCAAGUGGAAACAUCUUCCCACUUGUUCUUUUCAUGCAAGAUAGUUUAUGGUAUUUGGAUGACUUGUUAUAACUGGAUGGGAAUUCAAGGUGUGUUACCGAAGGAAGGCAUGCUCCAUUUUCUUCAGCAUGCGAUUCCUUGGAAAGGGAAAAAAGUGAACGGUUGGUGGAAAGCUGUAUGGUUUGCAACUAUUUGGAGUAUAUGGCUAUGUAGGAAUGCUGUCAUCUUCAAGUCAGGGAUCAUUGAUAUUAAGGAAUUAUGCAGCUUAAUAAAAUGGAGGGCAUGGACUUGGCUUAGAGCGAGAGUUCCUUCUUUUAAAGUAUCUCAUUAUGAGUGGGACAAGGAUCCAAUCUAUUGUUUGUCCAUGGGAGCUGCUGCGUGA
This is a messenger RNA of Lotus japonicus, 2508 nucleotides long. RefSeq lists its product as uncharacterized. The coding region runs from base 1 to 2508 and encodes 835 amino acids. The record is from RefSeq and is a predicted model, not a curated record. The transcript is spliced from 2 exons. NCBI's taxonomy places the organism in Eukaryota, Viridiplantae, Streptophyta, Magnoliopsida, Fabales, Fabaceae.